Cherax quadricarinatus is the source of this 619-nucleotide messenger RNA. NCBI's taxonomy places the organism in Eukaryota, Metazoa, Arthropoda, Malacostraca, Decapoda, Parastacidae. The record is from RefSeq and is a predicted model, not a curated record.
AUAACAUAUUAUCUCAUGUUUUUUAUAUUCCAUUUAGGGUAAACUGUGUGAUGGGGUUGAUAUCCCCCCUCAUCCAACAGCACAGGUAACAGCCAUUGAGUGGCAUCCAACCAAAAGAAUUAUGGCAGUUGGCUGGGAGUCUGGGGAACUCUAUCUUUGGAAUGACCAUGAGCAUGAGCUUCAUGAAAUCCAGUCUCUUCAUCGAGCUCCUAUUUCCAUUCUCAAGUUUAGUGAAGGUGGAACAAGACUUGUGUCUGCAGAUGCCUCUGGUGCUACAGUUGGUUGGCGGGUAGACAACGCAGGAAAUCUGCAGACAGUGUUCACACAUGAACUGAAAGAUCCUCUCGUGCAGAUUGUGUACAGGGUCAAUGUCAACAUGGACAAGAGUCUUCCUACUUUGGAUAUCAAGUAAUAUUCUUGACUGUAUAUAUACAAGUAAUAUUCUUGACUGUAUCUUGUACAGGCAGGCCCCGUAUUAGCAAGAAGGCUUUACAGCCUUUUUGCUAAUAUGGCAGUUUUCAGUUAUACCCAUUCUUCAUUUAUUCAGACUUCCUAUAAUAAAUAUACAGACACUCCUCACUUAAUGACAGAGUUUCGUUCCUAAGACCACAUCGGUAAA